AUUCUGGGAUACUUGUCAAAAUGGAGGAGGUUGUUGAGGAGGAAGAAGGCAAACACAUUCGGCUAACUUGACCGCUCAUGACGCUGUACUCACAAAAAGACAGAGACAGCAUUCAUUGACACUGUUUAAAUAUUUACACGAUAGUCUUUUUGAAAAUGGUACUAAGCAGUCCAUUGUUGACACAGUGGGACGAAGUGUCAUGGUGGUUGACAAAUCUCGUCCUCAGUACAGAAUGUCAGUUUACGUCUUUGGAUACAACGGUGAUGUAACUCUUCACACUUGAGGCUGAUGGUCUCUGGAAAUGUCCAGUGGUGAAAACAUUUCAAGCAUGUCUGAGAGGGAUUCCAGUGAUGAAACUGGGCAGAACAGGAACUGUCUUGGCCACCAAUUUGAUCCAGGUUCAAAUUCCAAACCCAUCACCAGCCACAUGAAUCUUGUUGAUGGAUCACAGAUGCAGUUGGGUGUUAAUCUUUCUGACAACCACCAAGCAAAUGGUUAUGGGAGCAUGUCAACAUCCAGUGAAGAUGAUGAUUUUGUUGAUGCAGUGGUCAAUGGCAGUGUGUGCAAUGGUUCAGUUCAUGAGAAUGAAAACCACUUGAACAGCAGAGCAUUAACUAUGCUAACAAGUGAACCCAAUUCUCAGUUGGAAGAACCAACAGAUCAUCGCUAUCCAAAUGGAAUAGAAAGACAUGGCUAUAUGUCUGCACCUAGUAGUGCUAUAAGUGCUUCUUUUACAACAUCUAAUGGCAGGGACCGGAGUGUUAGACCUAAACAGCCAAUACCACCUAGACCGAAAUCUGUUCAGAAAAGCAAGAAAUCAUGUGAGCGAGAAACAUUGCAGAGUUUAACUGAGCCUACCUUCCAGAGUGGACACUCUCCCAGUCAGUCUAUGCAGCAACAUAAUGUAAAUCUGCAUAAUACCCACAUUCGACCUCCUGUGUGCAUGCUUUCUGAUGUAAAUAAUAAACAAAAUGGUUGUGUGGGCCAUCCCACAUCUAAUGGUGUUUAUCACUCUCCUUACAUGCCCUGUAGCAGACCUCAGAGUCUUAUGUUAUCACACAUACACAUGGAAAAUAGACCGGCUAAUAUUUGUGGCAAUGGUGAGUUUGAUGAACCUGACUUGUUUGAUAUGGUUGAUGAAGGUGCUGUCUGUGAUUAUGAUAAACUUCUUUUAAGUGAUGAACAUAAUUCUCCUUCCGAGAAUAGUCGGAGCGAGGAAGCAGACAGUGAGUUUUUGAAUUACCACUUUCCCAACACCCAACUGGAUGGCAUGGCUGUGAAUUGCAGUCACUGUAACCAUGGUACCGCAACUGAACAUUGCCAGUAUUCCGCAGACUCCCAACACGGAGAGUCAUUCCAUAAUUCUCAAGGACAGUGUAUGUGCAGGUCCAAUCUUUCAGCGUCAGGUGAAGUAGAUUUUGACAAUAGUGAUUACUUGAAGCUGUUCGAUGAGAUGGAUGGUGAACACUAUUCGGCAGAGGAUGAGGCACAAGAAACCUGGGAGGAUACAGGGGAUUUCAUUGACACAGAUCUUCCAGCACAAACUCCCGGAAUGAUGUCAAGUUCGGCUGGGUCCUCCUCCUCUUCUCUCAGUGAGGAUGAAGGGGCUGGAGGUCUCUUUCAUCAAGUGAGUCGAGAUUCAAAAGAAAAUGACCUCUCGAGCAACAGACUCAAUUCAGACAUUGUUCCAUGUGGAAUCCUUGGUGACAGAAUGUAUGGACAUCUAAAGAAGGGAGGCAAUUUGUGUUUUCCAGUUGAUGCUUCCAUGUGUCCUUCUCAAAGAUUGGUCAUGGAGUCCAGUCAUCACCAUGGUGUCAACAGUAGUGAGAGUGAAAAUGGAGAUGAUUAUCAAGUGGACAUGGUUCUUAACUGUGAUGCAAAUGAAGUGUUUUACGAGGAAGGAGCAGCAAGCUUAGAAGCUGCUGCAAGUUCCCGGAACAUUCGGCCAGCAGGACUUCAUAAUGGUGCUGGGAGUGGGUACUGUGUUCAUAAUGACAGUGUUAGACUUGAGCCUACAGGUCCUGUACACCAUGAGCAUGUUGGCGGUGUGACUGCUGACUGCAGUAUCGGGCCAUCGCUGUUGUGUGCGGAUGAAACUGUUCCCCCAGGGUCAGCCAGCUGCCAGCAUAGCUCCUGCCCUAUGGCCGUACCGGCUGGCUUGUGUGUGAACAACCUGAGCAGCAUCUCGCCUCCCAAUGUAGAACCAUCGGCAGGGGGUUACCAUGUUCCAGUGUCCAAUUUCCAAAACGACAAAAGUAACAAUCACCAAAAAGUGUUUAUAAAAUUUAAUGUGACAAACCAAGAAAGGAAAAGAACAAUAGGGCACAUAAAGAGAGAUUCCUCUCACCUCGGUUCCCCCAUUUCCCCGGAUGAUCCGGAGUCUAGUCAGCUGGAAGAUGAGGAUGGGGACCUCGCUAUAGAUCAAUAUGAGUACCAGCAUGUACCAGAGUAUUUCCAGGAGCAGAUGAUGAUGAUUGCAGCUGAGAUGGCCAGGACUCGAGUCAAUGCUGAGUCGGGUGUCUCGGAGCCCAUCUACGAGGACAUUGAACCGCUGCCUGAGACCGAGGAAGCUGGCAACAUGGCUGCCUCGGGCCUCCCAGCAGAUGCUCAACAAAAAGAAGCAGCCUACAGAAAGCCUCCCCUGAGAUUGACUCCGAGACGGAAGGAUCGGCGGUCCAGCAGUGGCGGCAAGUCGGGUAUAGAGAAGGUCAUGAUAUGGAAUGAGUAUGAGGCCUACGUGCUCCAGGUGAAGCAGAUAGCUACAUCAGCAUGUGGGCCCACUGCCGUUCUCAAUGUCUUGAAAGCAUUUGAUGUGUGUGUUGACAAGGAUGAAGUGUGUAAGAAGAUCCACACCAACCUGAGAGAUGAGCUUGGCUCCAUCCCCACGUACUUGUUCUCAAGGGCUGUGGCGGGCACCACGGCUGAGGAUUUGCUGCAUGGUAUAGAGAGUCUGACUCAGGGCAGGAUACGUGGUCGAUUCUUCCACUUCUGGCCAUCCAGGGAUGUGCAUCUGCUCAAAUGGCUGGGGCAGUGGAUGAAGAAAGGUGCAGUCCCUCUGGCUACUCUGAACCUACAGAAAGGGGUCAAGACGGGCUGGACAGUCCCCGAUGCCUGGCACCAUCAGAUGGUCUAUGGUGUGAGCUCUAAAGGUGUGUACCUGACGAAUCCCCUGGAGAACGUGGCGGAAGAGACUGUACUCGAACAGCUGGUCAGUGAUUCCAUUCUUCUGGUAAGACGCCAGGAUGUAGUCAACCGUUUCCGUGACAACACUGACCUAGGGGAGAUUAUUCGACAUCCAGACGACAGAUGGCGAACUCUAAAUGUUCUAGGACAAGUUGUGAAUGUACUGCGCGAGUCCAACAUGCCGCACCCCGUGUACAGAGCUCAGUUGACCUCCCACAUCUCCAUCCCCGCUGUGUACAAGGCUGGCAUCACCCUCUUCGUCCAGGGAGAGUCGGAUCUGUGGCAGGAACUGAUUGCCACAUCUGACUUGCCUCCCCGAGAUUCCCCACACCCUUAACACCCGACAGUCUCCACUACACGUCCGCCUCUUGUAGUACCACCUCUGAAUUGAAUGAAAUCACUGUUACUUGAAACACUUUCCGAUUUCUAUAAGCACUUUUGAGAAUUGAGUGAAUAUGUCAAGAUGUUUGCAUAAAGGAAGAGUAUGCAUUUGUGAAGCAUGGGCCUUCGGAGGGUUAGAAGAAUCUGUGCCUGGAUACUUCGGCAUUUUCAGAGUUAUCGGAGUCCUUUCAUAAUAAUAUACUGACAAGAUUAAUUCUAUCUUAGUGUACAUGGGCAAUUAUGCCAAUCAUAUUACAGUCAGAUAUUAGUGCUCGCUAAAACUACACAAAGAUCUGAGGACACCCUAUUACAGGUCACGUUAAAACACCUUUUGUGAACUUUGACCAACCAAUGAAAUGCCUAACAAAAAGUUAGCCAAUCAGAAUGCAGCUUUCUCGAGCUUUAUGCACUAGUUUCAGACUACGCUUUGAAAAAUAUUGAUUCAAAAUUUGAAAACUGAACAAAAGAAAAUUCUGGAAUGUCAAAUAGAUGGCUGAGAUUGUAAAGCAGUACUUCACACGGGCAAUGAAAUGUCUCUUCUGUUUCAAAUGUUUAUCCCAUUGAAGUGAGAUGGAAUCAGUCGACCAGCCGUAACUACUGUUCAGUAUACCCUGUGUUAACUUUUUAUGGUUGCAUGGUUAGAAAACACAUUCCAACUUGCAACUUUCCCAAUCUGGUAAGCGAUAAAAAGCUGGUCUGAUAUGACCCGUAAUAGGAUGUCCUCUGAUCGUUGUUUAGCGGAAGCGAGAACCAAGAUUUGAUUUUAAUGAGAUUGCAAUUAUGCAAGCUUUAGGCUGGUUCUAUGCAGUUCACCUUAAACUGGCAUUUUUGCCAUUCGUUUAAUCUGCUACAAAUUACUAAUUGGCAUUUGGUUGAAGUACAUAUUGGCUGAUUGGUGUUAGGUAUGAAAUGAUAUGUGCAUACUUGCCUCCUGAUUCUUUUCCUGUAUAAACCAGGUAAAGUUGCCACUCCAUCUGGUGUGGUUGGCAGGAAUCGGUCAUUAGAUGAUGCUUAAACGUUCAUCAGGAUCAUCGAGGAGGGAGGCAUAGAGAUAAUUCAGAUGGUUAGUGACAAUGACAACAGGUUAUGAAGCAUAAUGCUGCUAUCGAGGAGGCUUCAGCUGAUCUCAGCCUUACAGAGAACUAUGUCCUGGGUGAUAUACAUCCACAGCUGUGGCAGAAACAAACCAAUGUAUAUGUACGAAGCAGAGAAUACGUAGAUAGCUUAUGAGUUACUUUGAAUGUUCCAUCAGUGUAACCUUCUUAAUCUGGACCUUGUUAUUCUCAACCUCGGCCACUGGGAAUAAAUUGUCAAUUUCAAUUUUGAUAGAAAGUGAACAUUCUGGUUCAGUGUGGUUCCACUGUUUUCCUGUUUAUGUUGGUAAAAUAUUUGAAUAAGGGUGUAAAAUGAGGCUUAUGUGCUAGCUGUAAUGGUCCAGGUUGCUGCAGGCACUUGACCAAGGUACCAGGUACCAGAAACUAUGAUAGUGUUUGACUUGAAGAAAAUGAACUUUCUGUUGAUUUUUUAUAAAAACUUGCUUAUGUAAUGUAGGGCUGGUAAACGGUGUGGAAAAAAACUAAUUGUAAAGAUUUUGUUUUGUAUUUAUUUUGAAGGGGCCCAAUUGUGAAAAUAUAUACUGGUACCCGUGUGAAACAAUAGUCAAGUAUGGUUCUGAUAUUCAUAUGAAUAACAAACUAACAGAUGUUUUCUCUUAUAUAGUUAGUAAACUUGUUCCGAUUCGUGUAUAACAAAUUUGAUACUUAUGUUGCAUUUGUGGCCCAUGUGUUUAUCAUAUCCAAACUUGACUAAGCAUUGGUGCUGUCUUCACAGAAAUCAUGGAAAAUUAUCUGAUUGUUGAAAAAAAUGUGAGUGAUCUUCGGAGGAGGAAAACAGAACCUAUUUUAUGUGUACAUUUGACUUGUGCUACUAGUGUGAAUGAGACUUGUUUAUGUGCUGUUGUAUAUAUUGUUUUACCCCUGUUACUCUGUAGACCUGCUGUUGAUCCUCCAUGCUGUGCAGUGCUGGAUCUGAUCAUCAUCAACUUCUCCCUCACCGCCACCUUUUGUCCUCCGUCUGGUGUAGACAAGAACACUUGACAUGCUUCUAUAACAAAUUGGAAAUGGAAAACCUAAUCAAAAGCACUCUUUUUUUUAAUCUGCUGUAUGCAAAUAUAUGCUGACCACCAAAACACAAUUAGUUAAACUAGAAGACACUAAUAGGUUAAAAUGACAAGAAAUUUUUUAGUAACAUGGAAACACAGUAGGAAGUUAGAAACAUGUUCAGAUAAUGUUUUGAAGAACAAGUGGAAAUCUGAAAUGUGUUUUGGUUUUGUUAUACACGUACACCUACUGGCUAGGCUAAUAAGUCAACCUCUUUCUUAACCUUCAGAGAUAUAAGUAUUAAUAUAAAGAGAUUAUGAUAUUGUGUCGUAAAUAACAAGGUAUUGAGUUGGUUUCUAUCUAGAUUUACAUGGGCUAGAUCAUGAAACAAGGAAUGUUUUUGGAUAUUGCAAGGGAUGGUCUGUGUUGACUGUCACAGGAACGCGUCAGAGGAACACGUCAGAGGAACACGUCACAGGAACACAUCACAGAAACACAUCACAGGAACAAGCAGCCAAUGAGCAAUUGUCAACCUUGAAUGGUGGAAGAUGUCUGUUUCACUUGGCACGUUUAGUAUCUCAUGAAUCUCAACCAAAAUAUAUUUGUCCAAAAUUAAUCAUGAUUUCCAUCAUGAUGUAUAAUGAAAACUGACGUGAAUCGAGACCCGAUCUUUGCCUGGUCCUUAACAGUUGUUGGGGCUAAUGCUCCUGGAACAAAGCUGUCUUAGUGAUACGGCUCUCAAAAGUCAAUGUGAAAGAAUUGUUAUGGUAACAGUAAGAUCUAUCCAGUACAUCAAGGUGUCUCUGAGUCCCUGCCUGUGAAGAUUUUGCACACUGUUCAGUACAGAUGUACCAAGCAGGGUCCCACAUGAGGAAGCAGCUACUACAAAUGCUUGAUGAUGAGGUCCUCAUAAUAUUCCGGAGAUCUAUUUUUGUCCAACUGUGUAACAGACUACAAUAGGCCAGUAUUCUUUCUAGUGACAUCAAGGUCACAUUCUUGCUGUACUGAAUAACACCCCUUGUUUUAUUUAUUAUGAAAAGUGUUUUUUCCCCCUCACAUAUAUGACUAUUUGAUGUGUAUUUAUAUCCUACAGUUGAAACUCACUUGAAAAACCAUGGAAUGAAUACUGUGAAUGAGUGUGAAUGUUUUUAUUUGCUUUCUGGAAAUGUAGCCAAGUAAAUAUCCACUUACUGAUUCUCAAGGAUGCAGCAUAUGAUGCCAAGCGUAAAUGUGGUGAUAGAACUUAAUAUGCUACUGUUAGCCUGUGUGGCCAAAAGAUGACUAUUGCUUUUGUUAACACAAUUAUUUAGCAUAAUACUGGUAUUACUUCUGUGUGCUUGCUCCAAUUGAUCACGACUCGUCUGAGCGGAGGCUGGCAUUAUUCUGUGAGAAAGUGUGUUUAAUUCAUCACAGAUCACAUAAAUGUGUUAGAGAUGUACAUUUAAUCCAGAUACUUUGCUAUGUACAUUGUGAGAUACAUAAUUGAUGGAGUUGUUUGACCUGUGAUUUUACUGUUUUGUCUGCAAAAACCAGUGGAUUAGAAGCAGUAGUAUUCAAGUUUGGUAGUAUGGGUAGUUUUUCGUCAGUUCAGUAGUUUUAGAAGUUAUUCUCAAUUUUGUUUUUCAAGGGUCUUGUUCCCUAAACAUGCUAAAAGUGAUGGAGAGAUUCAUUUGAUAUUAACCAUAAGGGUGAAGGUCAAGUGUAAUAACUUUCUGAAAUUUGCAUUUUUCUUCUAUCAUUUUAGAGAUAUGCGUGUUUUAUUUCAUAACUGAAAAAUCAUGGUACACUGUAUUUAGAUGGGGGGAGUGGUAGGGUGGUGGCGGGACGAGUUACCCAAUCUUGAUUAAUUAUGUAUAGCUACCAGGAACACUGAUAACUUCUGAGCAUUGGUUUCUCAGCAGUUGUGGAUUUCAUCAAAGUGGUAAUUGUCGUUGACCUGUGUUCAGUUUAGCUUUCCUUACACUUAAUGCAACAGAAAUACCCGUCAAAGCCAGCUCACUCACUAAGUAAAGAAACAAUGAACCACCAUAAUGACUUGUAUACUGGUGCCGAGUUUCCUAGGUUUUUGCAGACAAGAUACAAGUGUGUAUGAGCUACUGAGGAAGUCGGCUGUUGCUGCAGUGGUGUGACCAUCUUGAAGAUGACAGCAUCUUAUGUACAGUGUGUGGUAGACAAGGAAGCCGAGAGAAUGUGUAUAAAUAUUGGUGGCCUAUUUCUUGUUGCUGGGGCAACAUCCUCUUGCUUUCAACAUAAUAUGUAUUUAACAUACAUGUAAAUGCAUUAUUUAUGAAUAAAUGAUUACCUGAAUACCA
This is a messenger RNA of Haliotis rufescens (red abalone), 7975 nucleotides long. RefSeq lists its product as uncharacterized. The record is from RefSeq and is a predicted model, not a curated record. The transcript has 9 exons. Lineage: Eukaryota; Metazoa; Mollusca; Gastropoda; Lepetellida; Haliotidae. Bases 302 to 3520 code for a protein of 1072 amino acids.